Messenger RNA from Monomorium pharaonis (pharaoh ant), 2189 nucleotides. RefSeq names its product eukaryotic translation initiation factor 4 gamma. Bases 412 to 1707 code for a protein of 431 amino acids. The transcript is spliced from 9 exons. Lineage: Eukaryota; Metazoa; Arthropoda; Insecta; Hymenoptera; Formicidae. The record is from RefSeq and is a predicted model, not a curated record.
GCGUCACGUAGCCAGUCGUCGGCGACGCGCGCGGCCCGUCUCUGGCCAGAGCUUGGUAGGAAAACGUUCUCUGGAGGCGGCCGACGCGCCGCUCGGGGUGCGCACGGAAUACGAGUGUACGAGUGCCGCGGGGGGCGCGCGAGCGACUCGGGGGUGCACACGGAGCGCAGUGUGCUCGCGAGGGUUGCCUGGCCGCAUACAGGCACGCCAGCGUAGCUGCCGGUUUACCGCCAGGCAGGGUAGUCGUACGGCUCGGCGAUGCAUCUAGCUGAGCUGAACUGAGCGCGCACGAGGAGGAGGAGGAGAAGGAGGAGGCCCGUGUCGCCGGUGUAGGCCAUCCCCCCUUGCUCCCUUCUUCUUCUUUCAUCCUGUUCGCGACUUGUCCUCGAGGGUUGUGGCAGGACGACAAAGAUGCCAGCAGCUGGGGCGGCCGUACCGGCCGUUGCCGAGGGAGCUGGUCAGCUGGAGGACCUAGACGAGCCGCCGGAGCCACGUGUUCGCGGUGGUAGUGGACGUGCCGGCUUAAUGAAACCCCUGGUGGUGUUAGCUCUACCCGGGAUGUAUCUUUUCUACAAGUACAGCCAGUACAGGCGGGAGCAGCGCGAGUUGUCUCGCAGAAGAGUGACCGAGAGGGAACUGCAACAUCUUCAUCAUAAAAUCGACAAGUUGCUGACAAAACUAGAGGAGAAUGAACCCGAGCUGGCAUCUUCGCAGGAAGAUGAGUGCGUGAUAUGCGUGAAUGCGAGGGCGACGAUGCAAACUGCGCCAUGUGGGCAUCGAGUAGUCUGCAGACGCUGCUUCGUCAAGACGAUACAAAUGGCAGUAUCACAGAGGCUUUUGCCACUAAGAUGCGUUAUAUGUAGAGCGAAGAUCCUACGGUUGAAGCAGACUCUCCUUCCGCGUGACUAUUCGAUGUCGGGUAAAUCCUGGGUACUCCCACAAAGCGCGUCGGAGUACAACAUGGGCACAGGCGUCACCGCCGGCGUAUCCGGACCUGGUGGCAGAUGGGGAACCGGAAGCGUACCAGCCUCCGCCUCUUUAUACUCGAUGGCCAGCGGUUCAUCCUCUAUUUCUGGAGUGUCUUCCGUCUCUUCGGCAACUUCCUCAUCCGCGCAUAGUACCGGAAGUUCCUCUCUCGGCAAACCGACAAGGUUACGGCAACCCAUAGGCGCCACUCUCAGACGUUCUCAGGCGCAAUCGAUGAAAAUGCGAAUUCAGGAAUAUCAGGAUCCAGUUCAACAAAUCACUGAGGAAGAGGAGAUCAUGCGGGAGAACCGAGAACGCCGAUUGCCACCAAUCAAAGAGUUCCAGAGGGACUACCGUGCUGGCAAGGCCUCGACUAGAAUCAGAUGUGCUCAAAAAAUCGUGACGCAGCUGGAAACGUCACCGAGCCCAAGAGGUGCAACCGCCGUUUCAACGUCGACAUCGUCGGCAUCAUCGUGCGGCCGGGCCGCGUCUAAGCGACCAGCGGCAGCGCCCAAGAUGUCGGUGGUCCAGGAAGUGCAGAAGUCGAAGAAGGAGAAGGAACGGGAGAAAGAGCGAGAAAAGGCAGAGAAGGCGCGACAAAAAGAGGAGGAGAAGGCAGAGAAGACCAGGCAAAAAGAGGCGAAGAAGCUGGCGAAAGAAGAGAAGAAGAGAGCGAAGAAGGAAGCAAAAGCGCGACGAAAGGAAGCCGAGGAGACCCCUCUCCUGAGGGACGAAAAGUAAGGUUCGACUGAUCGUAUAGAAAUCCCGAAAGAGAUAUCGUGACAUUUGUCGUUGUGAUACAGGUAUCCUAAAGAGCUCUCGAUAACUGACGACAUUCUUCGAUAUCUUGUAUUUGCGGAGGAUUGGUAGUACAUUUAGGAUGAGUUACGGAUGUUCGUAUACAUUAAUUGCAAUUGCGAGGACAGUUAAAGUAUCGUAUAGGGCACUGUUUUAGAAAUUCCAGCAGCCAGUCGAAUAAUAAAUAAUAUGGCCUAGCGCGAAAGUGAUUCUCCAAGAAGCGAACAGUUGGCGAGACUGUGGACAUCCCUGUUUGUUCAUGAAUCUAAGACGUGUAUGGUACAUCCGCUUUAGUGAAGUUAUAGUAGCUGACAGCGGAAAAUCUCGUCUCGAACAAUCCGUAACUCGUCCUAAUUUCCUCGUCAUCUUACAAGGUUCGCGAGAAGGCGGUGAGAAAAAGUAAUACCUAAAAAAAAAAGAAUAAA